GGCGCCAUAUUUAAUACAUCGCAGUUUGUGAUGAAAGCUAGUAAGUUAACUGACUAACUGCAAUCGUAUAACUUUAGAUUUUUUAAAAUCUCAAAGAUACCCAUCAAAAUACAUCGAAAUGAACGUCAUAGAUCAUGUACGGGAUAUGGCCGCUGCGGGACUACACUCAAACGUUCGGAUAAUGAGUAGCUUACUGCUGACAAUGAGCAAUAACAAUCCAGAGCUGUUCUCACCAUCCCAGAAGUACCAGUUGCUGGUUUACCAUGCAGAUGCCAUCUUCCAUGACAAGGAGUACCGUAAUGCUGCCUGCAAGUACAACAUGGCACUGCAGCAGAAGAAAGUGCUCAGCAAAACGUCCAAAGUUCGCCCAUCUACUGGGGGAACUGCAUCCUCCAUACAGUCACAGAGUUUGCCCUCUGAGAUUGAGGUCAAGUAUAAGAUUGCAGAGUGCUACACCAUCCUGAAGCUGGAUAAGGAUGCCAUUGCAGUGCUUGAUGGGAUUCCAUCUAGACAGAGAACCCCAAAGAUCAACAUGAUGCUGGCAAAUCUGUACAGGAAGGCUGGGCAGGAACGCUCUGCUGUCACAAGCUACAAAGAGGUCCUGAGACAGUGUCCUCUGGCACUGGAUGCCAUCAUUGGUCUCCUGUCUCUGUCAGUGAAGGGAGCUGAGGUGGCAUCCAUGACUAUGGAUGUGAUCCAGAGUAUUCCCAACCUGGACUGGCUCUCUGCAUGGAUCAAAGCCUAUGCCUUCAUACAUGCAGGGGACAACCACAGAGCAAUCAACACCAUCUGCUCUCUGGAGAAAAAGUCUUUAUUGCGGGACAAUGUGGACCUGCUGGUGAGCCUGGCAGAUGUCUACUUCAGGGCAGGCGACACAAAGAACUCCAUCCUGAAGUUUGAGCAGGCCCAGAUGCUGGACCCUUAUCUGAUCAAAGGCAUGGAUGUAUAUGGCUACCUUAUGGCACGUGAGGGGCACCUGGAGGAUGUUGAGGUCCUUGGAGGAAGACUUUUUAACAUCUCAGAUCAGCAUGCAGAGCCCUGGGUCAUAUCUGGAUGUCACAGCUUCUACAGUAAGCGCUACUCCCGGGCCCUCUACCUGGGUGCCAAGGCCAUCCAGCUGAACAGCAACAGUGUGCAGGCCCUCCUCCUGAAGGGGGCAGCACUGAGGAACAUGGGCCGAGUUCAGGAGGCCAUCAUCCACUUUAGAGAGGCCAUGCGCCUGGCGCCAUGCCGUCUGGACUGCUACGAAGGUCUGAUUGACUGUUACCUGGCAUCCAAUGGGAUCCGAGAGGCGAUGGGGAUGGCCAAUAACAUCUAUAAAACCCUGGGAGCGAAUGCCCAGACUCUAACAAUCCUGGCCACAGUCUGCCUGGAGGACCCUGUGACCCAGGAGAAGGCCAAAACCCUGCUGGACAAGGCGCUAGCGCAGAGGCCUGACUACACCAAGGCUGUGGUCAAAAAGGCAGAGCUGCUAAGUCGAGAACAGAAAUAUGAAGAAGGGAUUGCUCUUCUCCGGAAUGCCUUAGCCAAUCAGAGUGACUGUGUGCUGCACAGAAUGCUGGGGGAUUUCCUUGUGGCGGUCAAUGAUUAUCAAGAGGCAAUGGACCAAUACAGCAUAGCACUUAGCCUGGACCCAAAUGACCAGAAGUCUCUGGAAGGAAUGCAGAAGAUGGAGAAGGAGGAGAGCCCUGCUGAUGCCACUGUGGAGUUGGAUGGGGAUGACAUGGAGGGCAGCGGGGAGGAUGGAGACCUGGAAGGCAGUGACAGUGAGGCAGCCCAGUGGGCAGACCAGGAGCAGUGGUUUGGCAUGCAGUGACCCCAAGGGCAUAGAGGGGGGCAGGGGGCAUAAACCACACAGGGGCAUCAUGGGCUACCUGAUGUACUGCUCUAGUCACCCACUCAAUAUGGGUGUAUAGCCCCAUCCCAGGGUUCUAUAGAAGUCAGCAUAGCAGCCCCUGCUUUUUUGGGAUGGACGCAUCAUUUUACUCAUGACUCCAAUGGGCAGAGAAUUCAGUAAGCUUAACUCCGCCUUUCCUAGUUCGCGAUUGUCACUGAUUAGUUGACAGGUGAAAAUGUUACGUCCUAGAGUAAAGGAGACGAGGUGAGGCGGCCAAUUAGGAUUGCUGGGUUAUGGCCUUGGAGUUUGCCAUUACUGUUUGCUUGUUUUCUCUCUGGUAAACAGGAAAUCUAUGAAACCAGUGACGUCAGUUAAUUUCUGUUUCUUUUCUGUUCAGUGUUUAUUUACCCCUGUAACAUUUGCAUGUAUGAACAUGCUUCUCUUAAGAAGAAUAUUGGUGUGAAACUGGUGACACUUUCCCUUUCAAUGUUUAAUGUGUCAAUCAUGUGGUCAUUUCAUUUGACUCACAUUCUUUGCAAAGUAAUGUUACUAGUUUUCCAAUGCAAAUGUGUAUAAGCAUGUAUUGUGCAUUGUAUAUAUGUUUGAAGAUAUAAAAUAAAAUCAUGACAAGGUCUCAUGACCUGACAUUCCUUUA
Messenger RNA from Salvelinus sp. IW2-2015, 2492 nucleotides. Its product is annotated as anaphase-promoting complex subunit 7. The record is from RefSeq and is a predicted model, not a curated record. Gene Ontology annotation, biological process: cell division; positive regulation of mitotic metaphase/anaphase transition; protein ubiquitination. Gene Ontology annotation, molecular function: protein binding. NCBI's taxonomy places the organism in Eukaryota, Metazoa, Chordata, Actinopteri, Salmoniformes, Salmonidae. Gene Ontology annotation, cellular component: anaphase-promoting complex.